Leptomonas pyrrhocoris is the source of this 554-nucleotide messenger RNA. RefSeq lists its product as hypothetical. NCBI's taxonomy places the organism in Eukaryota, Euglenozoa, Kinetoplastea, Trypanosomatida, Trypanosomatidae. Gene Ontology annotation, cellular component: mitochondrion. The transcript has a single exon. Gene Ontology annotation, molecular function: thiosulfate-cyanide sulfurtransferase activity. The coding region runs from base 147 to 554 and encodes 135 amino acids. The record is from RefSeq and is a predicted model, not a curated record.
GAUCUUCGAGUACGCGACAGGACGUAUCAGAAAGUGCGGACUGGGCGACUGCAACCCGCGACGCCCGCAAAUAUUGUUUUUUGUUCUCGCGUUUCUUCCUUGUGAAGGCGAUCCACUACGCAUGCGGAGUAAUCAACCUCUCUAUCAUGCUUAAGCGGUGCUUUCGCUUGCACUUCUACAUCUCUCUGGAGCAGGUGGCGAACAUUGUCAAGGCGAAGUUGAACCACAGCGAAGCCGCGCGCAAUGUUAUGCUGAUCGACGUGCGGUCCACUGCGGAGGUGGCCAAGACGGGCCUCAUUCCCUCUGCCGUCAACAUUCCUUUGCCUAUAUUGCGGGACGUGUUGGCACCAGACAGUGUCGUUGACGAUGCGGAGUUCGCGUUCUUUUUCGGCUCGCCACGACCGGUAAAGGGCACAACGCAGAUGGUGUUCUACUGCGCGCACGGUGUACGCUCCGCUGUGGCGUGCGAGGUGGUGGACGAGCUCGGGUUCGACAACGCACGUAAUUUUUCUGGCAGCUGGGCUCAGUGGCACAACGCCUUCAGCUCAUCGUAG